Molecule: messenger RNA, 639 nt
Organism: Scheffersomyces amazonensis
Lineage: Eukaryota; Fungi; Ascomycota; Pichiomycetes; Serinales; Debaryomycetaceae
Exons: 1
Coding region: 1-639 (212 amino acids)
Biological process (GO): protein retention in ER lumen; endoplasmic reticulum to Golgi vesicle-mediated transport
Cellular component (GO): cis-Golgi network; endoplasmic reticulum; membrane
Molecular function (GO): ER lumen protein retrieval receptor activity
Source: RefSeq, a predicted model, not a curated record
AUGAAUAUCUUUAGUUUCUUUGGAGAUCUUUCGCAUUUGGCGAGUAUUUUCAUCUUAUUAUAUGCCAUUGAACAAAAUAAAUCAAUAGCUGGUAUAUCGUUAAAAUCUCAAGCUUUAUAUGUAUUGGUUUAUGUUUCAAGAUAUAUUAAUUUAUUCACCAAAUAUUAUUCACUUUAUAAUUCAGUAUUAAAAGUAUUUUUUAUUGGAUCUUCAGUGUAUACUGUGUAUAUUAUGACGCAUAAGUAUAAGAAAAAUAUUCAACAAGACAUUGAUACAUUUCCUGUGAGAUAUAUAUUAGGAGGUUCAGCAUUAUUAGCACUUAUAUUUACAAGAAAAUAUACAGUAUUGGACAUUUUUUGGACAAUGUCAUUAUGGUUAGAAGCAUUUGCCAUUUUACCUCAACUUUUCAUUUUACAAAGAAUUGGAGAAGCUGAAAAUAUUACUACUCAUUAUAUCUUUGCUUUAGGUAUUUACAGAGCUUUAUAUAUUCCAAAUUGGAUAUAUAGAUACUUUGCUGAAGAACAUUUCGAUUAUGUUUCAGUACUUGCUGGUUUACUUCAAACUGCUAUUUAUUCUGAUUUCUUCUAUAUUUAUUAUACUAAAGUAUUAAAGGGUAAAAAGUUUGAAUUGCCUGUCUAA